CUACAAAACAUUAUCUCGACAAUUUUUCUCAAUGCAAUUUUUAAUACUUCUAAGCUAUCACAAAUUACCAUAUACGUCAAUUAGUUUGUCCUAGGACUGAACAUAUCCGCACUCUUCACACAAGCAACCUUUCAACCUAAUCAGACAAACGAAGAUUUAAUGAGCUCAUAAGCGAAAUUUUUAUGCCUCGCCAUAACUUGACAGCUAGAUUGCAUUAGAAGUGGCAACAUAAUAACAUGGCACUUGAAAAUUUGUCCCAAGACAAACUUAUACUUUAGAAAUCUAUUGUUACAAAUUUUCCUGCUUCAAAACAGCAGUUUUUUUUGUUAACAAAAGCUUAAAGCUUUGGCCUUGAGCGUCUCGAUUCCGGUUUUUCACACUGCCACACAGAUCCGUCAAAUAUAGUUUUGAACUGAUCGACACAAUACGAUAUUUUUGACAAUGGAGCCGAGUUCAAUUGCUGAUUCGGCUAGUCAAACAAUGCCAGUAUCUCAGAGACGAGUAAAAUUGCCCAAAUACAAUACGAACAAGUCUUUUAUUUGUUCAGAUUUGGCAGAUAUUGGGAUUAGCUGUAGGCGGAAACCAUGAAUAUUCGUUCCGCUCUUAAUGAGUUGCCCUUCGUUCGAGUAGACCUUAACUUCGUCAACAUGAAGCGAUCAAAAAGCACACAUGGAAUUCAAGUUUUGAGAUUUUUGGUAGUAUUUCUUCUGUUGAUAACAUUGCUAUCAGCGGAUGAACAAGUCAGCUAUCCUGAAGCAUGCUCACCACAAAAUAAUGACUGUUAUUUUGAACGCUAUGGAAACUUGAAGCUCCCGCGGAUAGAACCAAUACAGGUGGGACACAUUAGAACGUUGAAUUUAACAGGGGAAGCUGAACAUAAGAUGGUUACAGUAGCUAUAAAUCCUCCUAUAUUCGAAAUACCCAAUUUUCUUUCGGAAGAGGAGUGUGACCACAUUAUAAAUUUAGCAAAGAAGGAAGGCCUGCAGAUGUCACAGACUCUUAAAGGAGGAUUAAAGCAUGACACUUGGGCACUAGGAAAAAAUACAAAGAAGCACUUUGACCUGUGGGACCGGAACAAAGAUGGACAAAUCGACAUGGACGAGAUGGUUCACGGGCUAGAAAAUAAUUUGGACUUCUCUCCGGAUAACACGACCCUGCUGCAAAUGUAUUCAGCUCUAGAACUAGACAAAGAUAAAGACGGUGAGAAUUUUCAAAUCUCAAUUUUCUGCCAGGCUUGGUUUUUACAAAUUUAAUCAAUCAUAAAGCAAGCAAUAGCUCGUAACUGUCUCCUGGAUACAGUUUCUCUUUGAUCGUUUAAUUUGGUCGCGUACACCACAAUCUCAAUGAAUUGUUGACAUCUGAAAAGCCAGCACGUUCAAGUCUCUCUGCAGCAAUUUAGCAUUAAUUUUUCUUACCUCAGUUUAAUCGUAAAUUACUAUCG
Orbicella faveolata is the source of this 1441-nucleotide messenger RNA. Its product is annotated as transmembrane prolyl 4-hydroxylase-like. Gene Ontology annotation, biological process: peptidyl-proline hydroxylation to 4-hydroxy-L-proline. Gene Ontology annotation, cellular component: endoplasmic reticulum. Gene Ontology annotation, molecular function: L-ascorbic acid binding; calcium ion binding; procollagen-proline 4-dioxygenase activity. The record is from RefSeq and is a predicted model, not a curated record. Lineage: Eukaryota; Metazoa; Cnidaria; Anthozoa; Scleractinia; Merulinidae.